GACAGUUUCGUUGACAGUUUUGUGUCAAUAGGUUGUUGAAGACUAAGUUGUAGAUUGUUAAAAGAGUGAUCAUGCCUUUAACACAUCCUAUUGAAAAUGCUGGAUAUAUCUCAUAUUUUCUACAAGCUUGGAUUAUUGGAAUUGUGAGAAAGCAAGAUUGGAAAAAAAACAUUCGAAAAUUUGCUACACCAACAGAAUAUGAUUCAAAGAUAUUACACCUGUCAUUAAAAGAGCUAUUUGACAAAGAUCAAAAGAAUGGAAAGAAUAUAUCUAUUUUGAAGCAUCUGUUUACUUUAUCGAAAACAGCCCUUUUGAAGGCAUACUUGUGUAGAAUUUUUUCUAUUACUUUUAAAAUGACUAUUCCCUUUCUACUUCAAAUAAUAGUCUUUGAUUUGGAAAAUAAAGUAACCUACACAACAUAUGUUGUAGCAUUUGCAUUAAGUUUCUUUUUAUUAAUUGAUGGCAUCCUCAGUAGAUUAUCAACAGUAAUUUCAAUAUAUCAAGCCAUUGCUCUUCGUGCUGCUUUAAGCUCUUGCAUAUUUGAAAAAAUAAUGAAAAUAGAUUAUCAAUUAUAUCAUGCACUAUCAACUGGAUUUAUUCUCUCUACAAUUUCAACUGAUAUUGAAAAACUGUAUGUCUUUGCAACAUAUGUCACUUCUAUUGUUUCAGGCACCUUGCUAAUAGUUGUAGUUACAGUUUUGAUAGCUAUCUUUUAUAAUCCUAUUGCUGCACUUGGUUAUUUUUCUUUGAAUCUUGCAAUUGUUACUUUUCUGUGUUUUUUUGGACUUAAGCAAGGUUCAUUUAGAGCAAAAAUAGCAGAGAAAAGUGAUAAAAGAAUUUUAUUCAUGAAUGAAAUCUUGAUUGGUAUGCAAACAAUAAAGAUGCAAGUGUGGGAAAAAUAUUUCAUAAAGACAAUUAAAAAAUUAAGGGAAAGUGAAAUAUUGGAAAUAUUUAAUACUUACAUCUUUCGAAACAUCAAUAAAGCAAUAUCUAUUAUUGGAGUUAGAUUAAGCACAUUGUUAGUCAUUACAAUCUGCAAGUUAUUAGGUGAAGAUAACUUCACUUAUCCAGUCUAUAUACGACUUUUAUUGCUCAUUGCAUUCACCCAAGCUGAUAUGUUUCAAUAUCUUCCAUUGUGUUUUUACCUAAUAAAUGAAAUAAAAUCUUCAAUGGGAAGAGUUAAUAAACUACUAAAUGCACAAGACAAAAAUGAUAAUGAAAAGGAAAUGUCAUUGGAGGAAAAAGCCUAUCUAAAAACAGAUGAUUCAGUUUUUGCAGCUUGUAAAAUUAAAACAGCAUGGAAGAAUUCAUGCUCUGAAAAAUUAAAAUACUGUUUAAGAGAUGUGACAAUCAAAACUUCCGAAUCCAAACUAAUUGGCAUAUAUGGCUCAGUUGGUUCUGGAAAAUCAACUCUCUUAUUAACAAUUUUGAAAGAAAUACCACUUUUUUCUGGCUUCUUGAGCUGUCCCUCUAAAAUAUCAUUUGCUCCUCAACUAUCAUGGUUGUUCAAUGGUUCCCUAAAACAAAAUAUCCUUUUUCAUGAAUCAUUUGAUGAGAAGAAAUAUCAACAAGUUCUCCAUGCUACUUCACUUGAAAAAGAUAUAAGUGAGUGGGUAAAUGGUGAUCAAACACUGGUAGGUGAAAGAGGUCUCAUGUUGAGUGGUGGACAGAAAGCAAGAAUUGCUCUAGCAAGAGCUAUCUACAGAGAUGCUGAUCUUUAUUUAUUGGAUGAUCCACUGAGUGCUUUAGAUAAGAAAGUUGGAGGAGAAAUUAUGACUAGAUGUAUAAAAGGAUAUUUGAAAGAUAAAUUAAUCAUACUUGUUACACAUCAAGUUUCAUUUCUCAAGCAAGCUGAUUUUUUGUUUGAAUUAGAAAAUGGAAUUUGCAGAGAAGUAGCCGUAUCCUCUUUUAUAAAAUUUAAGUGUGAACAUUCAAAACAAAAGUCAGAUGAUACUUGCUAUGAAGAACAAUUUAUAGAAGAGGAAGACAGCAGCACUGGAUUUGCUGGAUUAAAAACAUAUCAUAACUAUUUUAAAAAUGGAAGCUAUCUAUUGAUAGGAUUUUUUCUUGUUCUAUUUGCCCUGAUUUUUAUCUUGUUGACAACCUAUGAUUUGUCUCUAACAGCCAUUCUUGUAGUGUUACUAUCUUAUUCAUUUAGUAAGCUGUCACCUAUUUCUAGUGAAUUAAAGAGAUUUGAAGCAAUGGAUAGAACACCUAUGUUUCAACAGAUAGAUAAUGUUUUAAGUGGUAUUCUGACAAUAAGAUGUUUUGAAAAAGAACAAGUUUACAUGAAGAAAUUUUAUGAAGCUUCAAAUCAACACAGCAAUACUGCUUUAUUAUUAGAAACUUUUGUCAUGUUUAGUCAACAAGUUUAUUCAAUAAUUGUGUUAGUUUUCAUUAUGGUUGUAGCAGUUAUAAUAAUUUUCUUUUUAUCAUCCUUUAAUCCUCUAAUAUCAGCAUUGGUAAUCACUUAUCUUUGCAGUAUAUUUGAUGCUCUUCAAUUUUCACUGAGAGUUAUGUCAGAUUUCGAUAUUGCUAUGAUAUCAGUUCAAAGAAUUACACAUUACUCUACACUUGGUCAAGAACAGGAUACAAUUGACAAUUCUGUGGAAAUAUCACCAUCUUGGCCUCAAAAUGGACACAUUAAAUUUAAAAAUGUUUCUUUGAGAUAUGAUGAAAAAUUGCCAUUAGUUCUCAAAUCAUUAAAUUUUGAAAUUAAAGCAGGAGAAAAAAUUGGAGUUGUUGGAAGAACUGGAGCAGGGAAGAGUUCUCUUCUUGCUGCCCUCUUUCAGUUGACUAAAAUAGAGGGACAAAUUUUUUUAGAUGAUAUUGAUAUUGUAAAUAAUGUAGAUUUAAGCAAAUCUAGAUCAGUGAUUUCAGUUAUACCACAAGAUCCUAUUUUGUUCUCUGGAUCAUUCAGAUCUAACCUAGAUCCUUUUGAUAUAUAUACUGAUGAUGAGAUAUGGUCAAGUUUGGCAAAAGUUCAAUUGUCACAACGAGUGUUUAAUCAAAGAGAACAACUUGACUCCCAAAUUAUGGAAGGUGGAAAAAAUCUGAGCAUUGGAGAGAGACAGCUUUUUUGCUUAGCUAGAGCAAUUUUAAAGAAAAGUCGUAUUUUAGUGAUUGAUGAGGCAACAGCAAAUGUCGAUAAUAAAACAGAUGAAAUCAUUCAAGAGAUAUUGAAAAGUGAAUUCAAAAAGUGUACAAUGAUAACCAUUGCUCAUAGGUUAGAAACAAUAAAGCAUUAUGAUAGAAUCAUUGUUAUGGAUAAUGGUCAAAUUAUUGAAAGUGGUAGUUAUAAUGAUCUAAUGGAAAAGAAGGAACAUUUAUACAUGCUUGCCCACAGUUAA
This is a messenger RNA of Dimorphilus gyrociliatus, 3350 nucleotides long. The record is from the annotation of a GenBank genome assembly. Lineage: Eukaryota; Metazoa; Annelida; Polychaeta; Dinophilidae.